AAUCAUCUUGCAAACUCAGCACUCUUUGCUCCUUUUGUGGAGGAACUGCAAUUCUCCUUUGUGUUCAAAAGGUAGAAGACAACCAUGGCUAGAAACCAGCUUGGAGUUCUCGACGCUCUUGAUGUAGCAAAGACACAGUGGUACCAUUUCACUGCAAUUGUAAUUGCAGGAAUGGGAUUUUUCACCGAUGCUUAUGACUUAUUUAGCAUCUCUCUUAUCACUAAAUUGCUUGGUCGUAUUUACUACCAUGUUGACGGUGCCCCAAAGCCUGGAACAUUGCCUCCUAAUGUAGCGGCUGCCGUUACUAGUACAGCCUUUGUUGGAACUUUAGCUGGUCAGCUUUUCUUUGGCUGGCUUGGUGAUAAAUUAGGUCGAAAAAAGGUUUACGGACUCACCCUGAUGCUCAUGGUGAUCUGUUCAGUUGCUUCUGGUCUUUCCUUUGGGAAGUCUCCGACCGGUGUUAUGACAACACUUUGUUUCUUCAGGUUUUGGCUUGGUUUCGGAAUCGGUGGCGACUAUCCCUUGUCGGCCACCAUCAUGUCCGAAUAUGCAAACAAGAAGACUCGAGGAGCAUUUAUCUCUGCUGUGUUUGCAAUGCAGGGAUUUGGGAUUUUGACAGGUGGGAUCCUUGCACUUAUUUUGUCGUCUUCGUUCGAUCAUGCUUAUAAGGUGCCUCCGUAUUCGGUCGCUGGAAAAGACUCGACUGCACCGGAAGCUGACUAUAUUUGGCGGAUCAUACUCAUGUUUGGAGCAGUUCCUGCGCUUCUAACAUACUACUGGCGUAUGAAGAUGCCCGAAACAGCCCGGUACACGGCCCUCGUCGCAAGAAAUGCGAAACAGGCUGCUUCAGACAUGUCCAAGGUCCUGCAAGUAGAGAUUGAAGCUGAAGAAGAGAAGGUAGAUAAGAUGGGAACUGAUUCAUCGAACUCCUUUGGUCUAUUUACUAGGGAAUUCGCUCGACGCCAUGGACUACACUUACUAGGAACAAGCGUGUGUUGGUUCUUAUUAGACAUUGCCUAUUAUAGCAACAAUCUGUUCCAAAAAGACAUCUUCAGUGCCAUUGGUUGGCUUCCAAAAGCAGAAACCAUGAACGCAAUUCACGAGGUUUAUCGAGUCGCCAGGUCACAAACGAUCAUUGCACUUUGCGGCACGAUCCCUGGAUAUUGGUUUACAGUGGCGUUUAUCGAUUAUAUCGGCAGGUUCACGAUUCAGUUGAUGGGGUUCUUUUUUAUGACCGUGUUCAUGUUUGCUCUUGCAAUCCCUUACGAUCACUGGUUAUCCAACAAUGCCGGGUUCCUCAUCAUGUAUUCAUUGACCUUUUUCUUUGCAAAUUUUGGACCCAAUGCCACCACAUUUGUUGUGCCAGCUGAGAUUUUCCCAGCAAGGAUGAGGUCGACUUGCCAUGGGAUAUCAGCCGCUUCAGGCAAACUCGGGGCCAUAGUCGGCGCGCUCGGGUUCUUGUACGCGGCACAAAGCAAGGAUCCAUCGAAGACUGAUGCAGGUUACCCGCCCGGCAUUGGGGUUAGAAAUUCCUUGUUUCUGCUAGGAGGGAUCAACUGCCUUGGGAUAUUCUUCACAUUUUUGGUUCCUGAAUCUAAGGGAAGAUCAUUGGAAGAACUUACAGGAGAAACCGAAGAGGGUGAUGCUAAUGAUAUGCAGCAGGCUGCUUCAACUCAAACCUUCCCAGUCUGAAUUACUAAAGUUUAAGCAAUGAUUUAUAGAUCAAAAUAUCAUGUAAAAUAGUAGCAUAAAA
Messenger RNA from Hibiscus syriacus, 1753 nucleotides. RefSeq names its product probable inorganic phosphate transporter 1-5. Gene Ontology annotation, molecular function: phosphate transmembrane transporter activity. The record is from RefSeq and is a predicted model, not a curated record. Gene Ontology annotation, cellular component: membrane. The coding region runs from base 85 to 1692 and encodes 535 amino acids. The transcript has 2 exons. NCBI's taxonomy places the organism in Eukaryota, Viridiplantae, Streptophyta, Magnoliopsida, Malvales, Malvaceae. Gene Ontology annotation, biological process: phosphate ion transport; transmembrane transport.